Meloidogyne enterolobii is the source of this 677-nucleotide messenger RNA. The record is from the annotation of a GenBank genome assembly. Lineage: Eukaryota; Metazoa; Nematoda; Chromadorea; Rhabditida; Meloidogynidae.
UUCCUGCUGGUGGUGCUUUUGGACAAGUAAAAAGACAUUUAAUAUCAUGGGAGCACUAAUGAGUGAUGGACUUUUUGAGAUUUUUCCCAUUUAUCUCAUACCAUCUUUACCUUCCAUUCAUUAACACGGAAGGAACAUUUUUUAAAAUGCCCAUUCCCCAAUCUUUGAGAUAGUAUUAUUUUUAAUUUUUUAGGAACAGUGGGCAGCAAAUGUUGGUAAUGUCUUUCCACAACAACCAUAUGUCACAACCACAAUGCCACAAGCGAAUAAUCCUGUCUCCGUUUUUGUUACACAACAAUUUGGUUCUCAAGGCGUUGGAAAUACAGUGACAAAUGUCUUUGCUCGACAGGUUACUCAACAAGGAGUCUAUAAUACAAAUAUGCUUGUUGCUCAACAGACAACCUAUGCUAGUGGGAUAAAUUAUCAAAAUUUGAAUCAACCUCACACUGGCUAUGUUCAACAACUUAAUGUAAAAAUUUAAUUGACACUUUAAAUUUAUAGGAGAAUUUAAAGCAAGGGUGGUCUAAAAAUUGUUCGAAAAAAUGUCCUGUAUUUUAAAAAAAAAGAGUAAGAAGGGGGCGGGGCGUAUGGGACGUAAACUACACUAUUCUGCUUUAACGUUCACAAUUUAUCUAGUAAUACUGGCCCUACAUAUUGACAAUUUACUGGAUUUACAU